Messenger RNA from Pimephales promelas (fathead minnow), 4113 nucleotides. It is a transcript of the gene bbs1, whose product is annotated as Bardet-Biedl syndrome 1. Lineage: Eukaryota; Metazoa; Chordata; Actinopteri; Cypriniformes; Leuciscidae. Gene Ontology annotation, biological process: protein localization to cilium; non-motile cilium assembly. Gene Ontology annotation, molecular function: patched binding; smoothened binding. The record is from RefSeq and is a predicted model, not a curated record. Gene Ontology annotation, cellular component: centrosome; BBSome; axoneme.
CUGGAGUGGUUGCUAUAGGAACUAGGAAAGCCGAUCUGAGGAUUACAGCAGACAAUCGAAGCAGAUUGAUUUUCACUGCCUAGGUUAAUAAAAAGAAUUUGAAAAUAGUAAAACCGUCAUGUCCUCUGUUUCCCAGGAGCUGAAGGACACUUCAGUGGCCAGCUCCAAAUGGCUUGAUGCCCACUAUGACCCAGUCGCCAAUCUAUACACCUUUUCCUCUUGCAUUGCUCUUUCAGAUUUGCAUGGAGAUGGUGAGAAUAAGCUGGUGGUGGGUGAUCUUGGCACGGGAGUGUGUCACAUGAAGCUAAAGGUGUACCGUGGCACUGGCCUGUUGAGUGAGAGCACCCUGCUGGACUUGCCCACUGGACUGGUCUCCUUCCUCAUGGACCUGCAUGAGCCACGGACACCGGCCAUCGCUGUGGCCUCUGGUCCCUUCAUAUACGUCUACAAGAACCUGAGGCCCUACUUCAAGUUCACGCUGCCUAGUCUGGAGGUGAACGCUCUGGAGCAGGACGUCUGGAGUCAGGCCAGGGAGGACAUGAUUGAUCCAAUGACCCUUAAAGAGAUGUUAGAAGGAUUGAGGGACAAAGCUGAAAUUCCACUCUCUGUCAGAUCGCUACGGUUCCUCAUGCUUGAGCCACAGGAAAUGGAGAGUUUUGUUCAUCUUUACAAAGAACAGCCUAUACGUAGACAGACGGUCAUUACCUGUAUAGGGACGAUGAAGAAGAACAUGGCAGAUGAGGAUGCGGUUAGCUGCCUAGUGAUUGGCACAGAGAACGGUGAUGUUUACAUAUUAGAUCCAGAAGCCUUUACCAUUCUCUAUAAGAUAUCACUGCCUAGUACAGCCACCCUAAUGGACGUGACGGGUCAGUUUGAUGUGGAAUUCCGUAUCACUGUGGCCUGUCGCAACGGCAAUAUCUACAUAUUACGCAGGGAUUCCCCAAAGCCCAAGUACUGCAUUGAGCUGUCUUCUCACCCAGUAGGACUGGUGAGGAUGGGAAAGAAUGUAGUUGUAGGAUGUACCGAUGAGACGCUGCAUGGUUACACUCAAAAGGGGAAAAAGCUGUGGACAGCUUAUUUGCCAGCCCCUGUUACCACCAUGGCACUGAUGGACCUCCCCACACGAGGAUUCCAGGCUGUUCUGGUGGGUCUGGCCAACUGUGAAGUACACAUGUACAGAGACAAAAAUCUGAUCAGCACCAUCAAAACACCAGACGUAGUGACAAGCAUUUGUUUCGGGCGCUAUGGACGGGAGGAUGGCACUCUGAUAAUGACCACCAAAGGAGGAGGUUUGAUCGUGAAGAUCCUCAAGAGGACGGCUGUGUUUGAUGACAGAGACUCGGCCCCUGGACCCCCAAUAGCCCAGAGCAUCCGCCUGAACGUGCCCAAGAAGACCAAGCUCUAUGUGGACCAGACUUUGAGAGAGCGUGAAAAUGCAGUUGCCAUGCACCGAGCUUUUCAGAUGGAUCUAAGCAGGCUGCGUCUAGCUGCUGCUCGUGCUUAUGUCAAAGCCCUGGAGUCCAGUCUCGCGCCCAUGUCUGCGAGCCUGACCGAGCCUCUCAAGAUGAACGCAGUGGUUCAAGGGCUGGGCCCAUCCUUCAAGCUCACUCUGAACAUCCAGAACACUGCAGCGUCUCGUCCGGUCAUGAACCUGGCCAUCAGUUUUCUGUAUGAUGAAAGUUUGUACAGCAUGAGGACAGCCUUCUUCAAGAUUCCCUUGCUGGUUCCAGGCCUGAAUUACCCCAUUGACACUUUUGUGGAGUGCUUGAGUGACAAAGGCAUCUCUGACAUCAUCAAAGUGUUUGUGCUGAGAGAAGGAAAGAGUGCUCCUCUCCUCACCGCCCACAUCAACAUGCCUGUGAGUGAAGGACUUGCACUGAACUGAGAGCGAGAUGUGUCGUCUACCUGAGCUACACAGGCGUCUUCAACUCUCGCUGUGCUCCUAGCAGCAGCAGUAGUUAGCAGCGAGGCUUCUCCAGGCAGCUGCCUGAAACGUCACAGGAGUAAGGAGAAGCUUGUGCUGGCCGUAGAGCCGGUGCUUCCUGUAGUUUAGAUCAGGAUCGAGGGAGGCGUGUCCUCACAGGUAAUACCUUUUUUUUGGAUAGUGACUGGAGCCUUUGAUUGACAGCUGUGAGGCCAAGUGCUCCAUAGUUCCAUGAUGUUUAUUUGUGGUAGUGAUGUAUAUUUGUAUGUAAAUUCAUAUUUAUUAUUCCUGAUGUAAUGAUCACACACAAACUCAAUUAUGAGACUUUUUUGACUUUUGUUUUAAUAUAAUGAUUCAUUACAUAAUCAGUGUAAUGGUUUAUGGGGGUAAUCUUGCAAAACCGUUCAAGGCAGAGAAGUAAAAGAUUAGGUGUGUCCCAAUCACUGAUCUAUAUAAUAGUCAUUAUAUACAGUAGAUCAGUGGUCCCAAUUCACAUACUUAUGCACUAUUCUAUGACGUUUUGUUGUAUAAAUAGUCUGAAGAGCACUUUAAAUACCUGGAUGAUGCACAAAAUUAACCGAAAAAACGAAGGUGGAAUGUUUAACCCUUCAUGCACUCAACUGUCCUAUCAGAGGGGCAUCAGAAUUCAAUGUUGAAUGACAAAAUAACCAUAUGAAAUUUAUACAAUACAUGGUUGAGUACAUAGUGCAUAGAGUAUAAGUGCAGUGUUUCAUCUGGGACACAACUAUUGUGUACUAAUUUUAAAGCACACACAUGAAGAGGCACAAGGGUGAAAGGUAAAGAGCAGCCAGAGCUGUUGACGACUGACCCUCCGCUAAGCCCUGUUACUGCUGAACACCAUAUUAUCAGACAAGCUUUUGCUCAUCUAUUCUGUAUGUCUAUGGAAUUCCAUGUGUUUUAAAGAUUUUAACCCGGUUUACGGGCAAUAUAAAUAGUGGCACGGUACCAAAAAAGGAUAGAGACAAUAUUUUUUUAUAUAUUUUAGAGAAAAAAAAUGGUCUGAGUGAGCAUCAGUAACCAAAUGGAGUGGGGCUUAGCUAAAGGUCAAUUCAUUCUCUCUCUGUACAGUGCAACAGUGCAAUCCAUUUUUCAGAAGUAUAUUUUCCUUUCAUUUCUCCCAUAGGGAUUUAGAAAAAAGUUUCCAUUAAAGCGUUAUAAGCCAUGAAUCAAGACAACCAGCUACAAGGUGAAUCAUAACAUUACAAACUUUGAUUUGAAGCAAAAAAGCAUUUGAAAAUCGGACUAAAAUAAAAACAUACAAGACUGUGCACUUACCAGCUUCAGUGACCUACAAUCCCAUGAAAAAUUGCAAACAGCAUAAUCAUUUAAAACGGAUGGAGAAAUGUGACACUGCUCAUUUAAAAAUGCUAAUUAUAUAUAUUAACAAUAUGCUUUAAGUGUAUUGCAAAAUAUGAACAUGUAUACAAAUAUUUAAGCAUUUUGAGAGCACAGGGAGACAGACUCGAUUGGCAGUGUUUCAUGGGAUUGGGCAGAACUAAUUUGAUCUUUUGCGUUUCGACUGGUGGAAUUUUCUGUAUUGCAUCAUGGGUGAUGCAGUUUUUCACCACAAACAGAUUAUUUUAAAACAAAGUAUAAUGCAGGCUAACCGUUAAUAACAGCACAGAGAAACGAUAACGUUGGAAUCACUUUCACAGCGAUUUUAUCCAGCUGAUGAAUGAUAAAAACAUUCACAGCCAGUCAGAAUUCAUCCUGCUGUAAUGAGCUUGAGCAUUUAAAGUGACAGACAAGCAGGCACUUCUAAUAAACAGAACAAAAUCAUCCACUGAUGUGGACGAUAAUAUAGUUAUCUUUAUAGUUAUCAUUCUUGGUGUGAACAGGCCUUAAGGCCUAAGGUUUAUAAGUUAUCUUAAGGUGGUGGUUGAGGAGAUUCCCCCUUCUAUGUAAAGUGCUUUGAGUGCUGAGAAACGCGCUAUAUAAAUGUAAUGAAUUAUUAUUAUUAUUAUUAUUAUUAUUAAAAAUCAAUUUUCCUAUGGAGAAAACGAAUGGAGUUUUUACUUCCUGAAACCCAACUGUUGCACUCGAUUUCACAGUUAUAGUCUAAACUUUUACUCAGACUAGUCAUUGGCAUAAGUACAGAUGUUCUCUUUGGCUCAGAUACUUUUAAGUUUUGCCUAUAUUUCUUGCAUGCUUGUAAACUUUAUUGUACA